AUCAUUGUCAAGAUGUCUGACUGCUAUAGUAUACCUUUGUGACAAAAAUUUUAGAAAUUCGUGCAUUUACGUCGACCUUACAUUAAGUUUUUGGCAGUAUAUGUAACCGCAGAUAGUGACCUGAAUUAACAAUGGUAAAGAAAAAGAGACAAAGUGAUCCCGGUGAAAAUGGUGAUGAAUCCACCGAAUCUUGUGACGAAAGUGUGAAGUCUGCAUGUCCUCAUGUAGCCAAAGCAGUAGAUCUAACGCGUCUUAAAAAAGCCUUAAAAUCAGGAGGCUUUGAAAGAGAAUGCUCGGAGUGUAAAAAAAGUAAUAAAAUCGAAGAGCCCGACCCAAAUUAUGAGGAAGAUCUUAGUCUUUGGAUGUGUUUACGGUGUGGCACGCAACUCUGCGGGCGGACACGUAAUAAACACGCUCUAAACCAUUUCAACACACCACACUCUGACUGCCACUCGCUAACAGCCAACACUACAACAUGGGAAGUCUAUUGCUACAGUUGUAACAAUGAAGUAACUGCAUCGAGCUCUAAAAAGCUACAUGAAUGCAUAGAAUAUGUUAAGAAGCAAGCAUCAAGUAAUAAAUCACUGCCUUCUUUUGAGCCUCUUUUUGACACUCAACCUAAAAAUGUAGAUAUACUAUCACCAGUUGAAACAAUAAUAAAGACAGAUCAAAUAACAAAAGGCAAAGAGAAAGCCAUGGCGUUAAAUUUACCCCGAGUGAGGGGACUCACAAAUUUAGGAAAUACAUGCUUUUUUAAUUCAGUAAUGCAGUGUUUAGUUCAAACACCAUAUUUACAAGAUGUUCUGCAAGAAAUGGCAACUCCAGGAGAGAGGUUUACUUUACCUGGAGGUAAACUGAAGCUUAAAGGUGAUGGAGAUGAUGGAAAGGAAGUGGAACUUCCAGCAAUAACUGGACAAUUAGGUGAAUGGGGUGCCUUGACUCGUACAUUGUCUGAAACACUUGCAGAAUUACAAGCAGGAGAAGGUGGUGUCUAUACCCCUCGUAAGCUGUUGUCAGCUUUAGUGAAUAAACUGCCACAGUUUGGUGGUGGAGAUCAGCAUGAUGCCCAUGAAUUGCUGAGGCAUUUACUAGAAGCUGUAAGAUCUGAAGACCUUCGACGCUACCAGUCUGUUAUACUCAGUAGCCUUGGUAUGAGCUCCAAGGUUGAUCCAGCCAAGGUUGAUGGAGAAGUCAAGCAGAAAGUCAAGUUCUAUGGCCAGCAAGCAUCAGAUACUAUGCUUAGACCUGAACAGGUUUUCCGAGGUUUUCUGGUCUCCACCCUGGAAUGUCAAGAGUGCUUCCAUCAUUCAGACCGAGUGGAAUAUUUCCUCGAUCUCUCACUUCCAGUGGCAGCCAGCCGGCCGCAGCCCCCGGCCGUCGUGCGUAGGAAAACUCCAAAUGAGGAGAAUAUGUACAAUAUGCAAGAGGAAAAUAAACCUUCAAAACAUCAACUCAAAAAGGAGAGGAUGGCUGCAAGGAAAGCCGCGCGAAAGAAUAAAGGUAAUGCUACAAGCAAAGAGAAGAACCCUGGUGAAACUAAUGGUGCUAAAGAAGAUGGAAAAUCAUCAUCUGAGCAAUCAGAUGCAGAUGUAGAAGACAACUUAGAGGACAUGCCCAGACAUGCCGACACUCAUACUGCCUCUGUAGGCACUCAGGCGAUCGCUCACACAGCUGCCAACUUUGCCGCCUACCACAUGGAGUCGGGAUAUAACUCAGAGAAAGUUAUCAGUUCCGAUUCUAUUCACACUAGCCCAGUAGACCUGGAUAAAGAAAAAACUGACAACACGCCGGAGACAACAGAUAAAGACAAAGAGUUUGUCAAUUCUUCAACAUCAACUACCGUUAUUCCUUUAGAAUACAAAUCACUGGCAUCACUAGAGAACUUCUCCAAUCCGGACUCAGGUGUCGCUAGUCCAGAGGCAACGAAACAUAACUCCACCGAAGCAGUCGACAAUGUCGAUUCUCCUACCAAUGGAAAAGAGUUGGGUAGUCAUAGCUCGCUUUCGAGUGAGAUAAAUUUGGAUCUAUCAAGUCCACAGCAUAAUAAACUAUCGCCGGUGAAAAGUGAAUACGAAAGACCCGUGUCACGGAUAGCUUUUGCCCCAGAGUAUUCCAAUGAAGUUGUAUCACGUGGUAUUAGUGUCAAAGGUUCUAGGAAUAUAAUGGAGCACAGCGGCGAAAGCAGUUACGAGUCACUGCCUGAAAGCAAAACUCAAGAACCAGCAGCAUUCAAUGAGCUAAAUAACCACCAAGAUGUUACUAACAUAUUGGAUAAAUUAAAACUUGAUAUGGAAGAUACUAAGCCGAAACGUUCUACGUUCCCAUCUCCCGUUACUGUAGAGGGCCCCAUUAUUGACCCUCCGCCAACAGUACCGAGGCCAAAAAUAAAUAAUAUUGAAGCAGAGAAAAAUCAAAGGGAUUUCUUGUCAUUCAACCGCCAAAGUCCCCUAUCCCCUCGAUAUGUCUGCGAUGAGGAUGAGUGCAGCAUCCAAUCAUGCCUCAGUCAGUUCACGGCUCUAGAGCUUCUUACUGGCAACAAUAAAGUCGGUUGUGAAACUUGCACUGAAAGAAUCAAUGGUAAAGACGGUAAAACGGUAUAUACAAAUGCCACUAAACGUUUCCUUGUAUCCAGUCCGCCGGCGAUUCUAAUUCUCCACUUGAAGCGGUUUCAGAUCGGCCCCCGUUGUAUGUUCAGAAAGAUGUCGAAACAUGUCGAUUUUCCGACUAUUUUGGAUUUGGCGCCAUUCUGUGCCAUGGAUAAGUUAAAGAAGCUGCCUAAUGUGGCUCGUGGCCAGAACGAGCUACUGUACUCACUGUAUGGAGUUGUUGAGCACUCUGGUGGAAUGCACGGUGGUCAUUAUGUCGCUUAUGUGAAAGUAAGACAGCCUAUUAAACGGGGAGAUCCGAGGUGGUGGUUCCUUCCCAAGAGUGCUAAUAUACCGGUUUCCAGUGGCGGAGAUGGAGAUGGCGACUCCGAAUCGGACCUAUCUGGAUACGAAUCUGGCGAAGGCCCCACUCCAGUGGCGGAGCCACCUGCAGGCAAAUGGUACUUUGUCUCUGACAGUAUGGUCUCUGAAGUGACGGAGGACAAGGUGUUGAGAGCGCAAGCAUACCUUCUUUUCUACGAAAGGAUUUUAUAAGUACUCACAUCACCCACCUGUUGACCCGGGAUGACACUGGCCUAACAGUUUUGUUCACUAUGAAUGGAUGGCAUUUAAGCGGAAGACUGACGCUUUAUAGUCGGAUAAAAGUAGGUUUUGCAUAACGUCGUCGUAUAUCUUCUGAUCGCGCUGUAUAUAGCUUUGAGUUUUAACAUUAUCGGCUUUUCAUUUUCAUUCGAAGUAUGCGGUGGUAUAUACCGCAAUUGUUUUCGUAAAUAAUUAUGUUUUAACUCAUAUUAAUAGUCAGAAAUCUGUUCACGGGAGUUGAUUGUGAAAUAGUGGUUUAAAUUUUUCCUUACCAUGUUUAAAUUGUAACUCAUUCCUCAUAAAUUCGGAGAAUCCUAUGUCCAAUGGCGGAUUCAUGUAUAGCCAGUAAACUAGCUAAACUUAAGAAUUCUUAAAAAUAUUUCACAAACAACCGUCGUUUUAAAACCCUAUAACGUCGAUCACUAAUAAAAACUAGAUACCCCAUCCCGUGCAAAAUUUCAAACUGUCGCCAAUUGUUUUGACGUAAUUUUAGUUGAAAUAAAUAUACAUUAAUGUAAAUUCAACCUUAAAUGCAUUGUCUAAAGUUGUAUUCACAAAGCUACGUACAAAUUAAAAGCGCGUCCAAAUGUUCGAGCGGGCGCUCAUUCGGUAAGGACAUUUUUGUCACUGAUUGUGUAUCUAGUUUUUUUUAUUAGUGAUCGAUGCCCUAUAAUGACAUAUUGUUAACACAAUGUAUCGACGUAAUGUUUGAUAAGAAUCGUGUUUUGCCUUCUUUUCAUAAAUAUAUGGUGAUAUGCAGACAGACUUUCUGUAUAUCUGAUGUUUAUGGGUGUGUUUCAUAUCGUUCAAAAAGAUUUCCUUAAGUGCAGUUGUAAACCUUGAUAAUAAUUAUAGGAUGACUGCUGGUAUCCGUAAUAUAUUUAUACAUCUGGCUUAAAGGACCAUUGACAAUCAGUAAAUUCUCAUUAAUUCGUUUGCUUUAUAUGGCUGCAUUAUGUUCAUCUAAUUAUUAUUAUUAUUUAUUGCCUAUAAGAGGGCUUUUUCAUUAAGAAUAAAUGUAUCAUUCAAGGUACACAUUAGUUUCAAUUUUAACCUAUAUUUAUUGGCGACUCUUUGUCUUUUGGUUUGUUUCAAUGGCAUAGUCUUCCAUUGAGGUGUCGAUGUAUUUAUUUUUUAAUGUCCACAUUUUCAAAAUUAACUAAACAAAGUUCAAACGGAACUAGCAAUUUUUAGGAAAUUCACUAGUAGAAAAAUUUUGCUUAUUUUGUAUUUUGUGGCGUCGCUUUUAAUAUUGCAUAGAAGCACUUAAUUGUUCUUUUGUUUUGACUAUUAUGCUUGAAUUUUCUUUAAAAGUUCCUCAUAUACACGUCUAAAGAUUAGUAUGUCUAUUUGCUAUCAGUAAGAAGGAAAGCUUAUUAUCAUCCUUAUGUAGCCAAAGCAAACUAAAUUACAUAAUAGUAGCUUUUAUCGAUUUUAUUUAAAUUUAACAUCCGGCAACAUUAUGUAUUUGAACUAUUAAUGUAUUUUUUAUGCAUAUAGUGUUACAGAUUCAUUUUAACCAUAUCGUUUUUAUAUAUUGAGUGCUCAAUUUUAUUCACAUUUGUAUUUUGUUGGGAACAAGUGAGGCUUAGGGUGGUAUAAAAAUAUUAGUAAGAAAAAAAGGAACCUGUUGUAUGUACUUUGAGUGAUUUCUUACAUAAUUCUCUAGCAGAAGCAUAAAAAGUAAAACUGAUUUGUCAAAGCACUGUAAUUGGUUAUGACAAUUUUUAUUUGGCUGUUUCGUAUCUCAUGUAGUUUUAAUGACGAACAUUUCAGUUUGGUGAAGUAAUUUACCCUAUGCAAUAAUAAAAUAGUAAUUUUCUUUCUGUUAUACAUAAUUGGUGUUAUUUUUAAUUGUUGCCUUUAUCCACCCUAAGCUUCAGGAGAGGUUCUUUUUAAAUAGUGUUGCGUUUGUCUUUCUGGUUGUAUCGUACCGUUAGUUAGCAUGAGUUAUGUUAAUAUUAUGUAUUUGAUAAUUUUUGUAUAUUGAACCACAUACUAUGAGUUAUGAACAGGUGUAUUAAAUAAAAUAUAGUUGUUAAAACGCACUCAUUAUUUUUAUUUAGUAACACAUCCUAUUUAGGCUUGUUAAUGAAAUAAGAACCGCCCCAAAAACUCGAGUCGACCUCAUUGAGCUAUUAUCUACUACGUACUAGAGGCGACACUGCAUUAUGUUAUGCUGUUCCAUUCAACUGCGGUGAUAUUGCCGCACUUUACUCAGUCGCUCGCUAGGCGCUAAUGAGUUGACACAUGCUGAUUAUAUAAAAAAAUUCUUGAUAAAAUACGCAAUGGUGUGUUUUAGAAAUUGCACAAAUAAUUCAAGAAAUGUUAGCAAAUACCAAGGAACAACUUUUCAUCGGUGAGUAAAAUACUUAAUAAAAAGUAUUAUAGAUUAAUAAUUAAUCAAACAAAUUAUUCAAAAGACGCCAUCUCGGGUCAUGAAAUAUAGAUUAUGAAAUUAAUUUGUUCAGAUGCGACAUUUCUGUAGGUACUUAAGUCUGAGAAUAAUUACGCAUAAUAUAAUAUAUUGUUUUUUUGUAGAAACAAAUGGAAGUAUUCAUAAUUAGGCAAAAUUUCUGAUAUUUAAAUUUGCCGAUUAUUCUUUUAUUUUAUUUUUAGGUUUCCACGUCCAAGCCAUGAAAACAGGGAUAAAUGGACUAAAUUCAUCAAUUUUUUAACUCUCGCGUGCCCACCAUUUAUGAACGACUCUUAUUCUAAUGUAAAUAAAUAUAUUUGUAAAUUAUAUGUUAUAUCAAUAAGUUUUGUUACAAAUACAUUAAGUAUGUUUUGUUUUUUUAUAUUUUACAUAGAUACCUUUUAAAAAUUCAAAUAAAUCAUUUAAAUGUAAUUCAGAAAUCAGCAGUACCAUGCGAUAACGUAAUUAUAUUAUUAUAUAACAUUGCUG
Messenger RNA from Parnassius mnemosyne (clouded apollo), 6093 nucleotides. The record is from the annotation of a GenBank genome assembly. NCBI's taxonomy places the organism in Eukaryota, Metazoa, Arthropoda, Insecta, Lepidoptera, Papilionidae.